AUGUUUAAAAUUGCGCAGCUCGUCAAUUUACUUUGGCCUGUUAAAAAGUUGAUGCCGGUUAGUUUGAUUUCCAAAUGAUCAUUAUCAGAAAUUUGAAUUUUUUCUAGAUUGUUGCUUGGUUGUUUUCUCUUGCUCCAGAGCUGAUGUUGGUAUUCAAACAAGAUCCUUUUUCAAUGCAAAAUCAUCGCCAAUUUUUCACUGUAUUCGUGAUAAUAACAUCUGUCUACUGGUCAAUAUAUAUAAAUGCACGGAAAACAUUGUAUGGAAAAGUCAUUAUCAAUAUGGGCAUAUGGUUUUGCGCAAACUUGGACGAACAAAGUUACCGACAAAUUUGCUAUAUGAUAAUUCUGAACAUUUUUGGCAUUUUAUAUCGAUUGUGUAGUCCAGCAAAAUCUGGAAUUUAUGUGAGUUGCAUUAAUCAUAGCUAUUAGAAGUGGCUCCUUUUUUUUAUUAAAAAAAAUAAAUAUAACAUUUGUAGAUGAAUGACACCACAUAUGGAAGAACUAUUUCAAUUUCGCAGAAAUUGAGCAUUAUGUUUGAUUUGUUUCUUGAAAAUGUUGUCGAACCUCUUAUUGAAGUCUGGUUAAUAACCAAGGAAUGUCUUCAAUUUAUCGAAGUAAAAACAAUGUCUUUAGGCAGUUAUUUUUAUAAUAUUGCAAGAAGUUGCAUAAAAGGCGACUUUCAAUUGUGUAGUCCAGCAAGAUUGAUCAGUAAACAAUGGCUUCACACUAUCAAAUCCAGAGCAUUAUAUUUUAGCGCAUCAUUUUUUAGUGAUGCUGUAAGAAGUUGUGUGAAAAACGACUGUCAGUUCUUUGUGAUUUCUUCUGAAACGCUUUCCACUACAGACGGCUUUACUUUGGAUCAUGAUGAAUCUGAAAAUGAAUACAGGCCAGCUACAAACGUUGAUAAAAUGUUUUCUUCAAUUGUUGGUGGAAAUCUGGCCGGACGUAGUUUCAACAUUGUGAAUUCGCAAAAAGGUUAGUUUUUUGAGUAAAGUUUUCGAUAAUAAUUUGAACUUAUGCUGUAAAAAAUUCAACUGAAAAAUAAGCAUUGUACACCUAAAUUGCAAUAGUUUCACUUCAAUAUUUCUAUAUUUUUUCCAGAUUCGAAUGUUCCAAAACGCAUCAGAAGAACUUUUCAUAAGAAGAAGUAUCGAAUGAGAAGUUACAUGAAUCCAUUGGAGACAAUCCCCGAAAACACUGUCCUUCGACAUUUUUAUUAA
Caenorhabditis angaria is the source of this 1222-nucleotide messenger RNA. Lineage: Eukaryota; Metazoa; Nematoda; Chromadorea; Rhabditida; Rhabditidae. The record is from the annotation of a GenBank genome assembly.